CUUCUCUAUAGCUAUUGCGAAAAACUAAUCGAUGGAGGAGUUAGUGAUGUUGCGUGGAAAACACUGUGCAAUCUCAAGAUCAAAGAUGAGCGGCUGUUGGCCCUCCGUCAUGACCUCUUCUCGAUAUGUGGUGGUGAAGAGAGGACGAUGAGCAAGGAACCGGAGAAACCGCGAAAUGAGGGCAUCCAAGCUAUUAACAACGCCCUUCAUCCUUCGCGAUCUCAGCAACGGAAUCCUAUAUUCUCUCCAUCCUCCACCGCUCCAGCAUCAUCGCCAUCGGCUUACUCGUACUCCUCUCAGAAUCGUCAACCCUUCACUGCCACACAGCAUUCGGGCAUGCCGCCAAGGCCACCUAUGUACCCGAGCCAGCCUUACUCUAAUUACCCGACGACCCAACAACCACUGCCUGUACCUCCACCUAUUCCUGCUUAUCAGCAGUAUAGUGGAGCUGGUUACGCUCCCACUCCUCCUCCGACCAUACCUGGACCUCCAGGACCUCCACCUGUCCCUGGUUUCCAAUCAACCUCCUCUGGCUCGAUGUAUGGUCAACCACCCAUGGUGCCUGGUUUCAAUCCAAUUCAAGCUCCGGUGCCACCUCCACCAGUAACACCUGCAUCAUUUUCUAAUAUGCCCAGUAAUAAUUAUAACUAUGCAAACAAUCUUCCACAAGGAAAUUACGCUCCGACACCUCCGAUCGCAUCCACGGAGUACUCCUCGAAGAGCUCUACCGUUUCGCCAGUUGGAGGAAGUGGUGGCGAUAGUAAGGAGACAUCAACUCAUGCAUGGAACGACCCUCCACCGCUGACUACGCGCAGACCAACUCCUCCAGCAGCACCGGUAUUUGAGGUGAACUGGAAACCGCUUGAACAACCAACAGUAACUCUUCCCAAUGGCCUGCCUGGUGUAGGAAGUGGUGCUCCUGUGCGACCUCCUUCGAGCGCUUCAACUCAUCAACAUCAAGAGCACCGCGAAGUACCACAGGUAGUGUUGUCCCCUGAGGAUCAGGCAAUUAUGGACCGAUUCCAUCAGCUGAUAAAUUCUAUCCUUUCAGUGAAUCGAACACCGUUGUCGUUCGCCACCCGGAAACUGCUAUGGCAAUGUUCUGAGCAGUCAUCUCAUGGAGAUUACCGCGGAGCAGUGGCGACAUGUGGUCAGAUGGUACGAUCAGGAGGAGAUUUUGUUGAGGUGUCUGCUUUCUUGCCAGCGUUGAAGUCUUUGUUCUCAUUAGCACAAUCGACAUUUGCGAGGUGA
This is a messenger RNA of Ostertagia ostertagi, 1251 nucleotides long. The record is from the annotation of a GenBank genome assembly. NCBI's taxonomy places the organism in Eukaryota, Metazoa, Nematoda, Chromadorea, Rhabditida, Trichostrongylidae.